Messenger RNA from Penicillium bovifimosum, 1113 nucleotides. Its product is annotated as putative salicylate hydroxylase. Gene Ontology annotation, biological process: secondary metabolite biosynthetic process. The transcript is spliced from 4 exons. The coding region runs from base 1 to 1113 and encodes 370 amino acids. The record is from RefSeq and is a predicted model, not a curated record. NCBI's taxonomy places the organism in Eukaryota, Fungi, Ascomycota, Eurotiomycetes, Eurotiales, Aspergillaceae. Gene Ontology annotation, molecular function: monooxygenase activity; FAD binding.
AUGCUACGACUAUUCGACCGCUGGGGCGUCUCAGACCUAAUCCACGCCCAAGAUGUAGCUCUAGAGCACAUCCACGUCCGCAGAUGGGACAACGGCCAACUUCUAGGCACAAUGCCCGUGAACAAGACCUUCGGCCAACAAGUCGUCAUCCACCGCGCAGAUCUGCACAACGCCAUAAUCGACAGGGCCCUAGCACUGCCCAACGUCGAGCUGCGCGAGAACUCAUCCGUCACAGACGUCCAGUUCAGCCCUGCAAGCGUGACACUCUCCAACGGCGACAUCCUGCACGCCGACGUUGUAAUCGGCGCCGACGGCAUCAAGUCCACGAUCCGCGGCCGUCUCCUCGGUGAUUCAUCUAUCAAUGCUGUCCCUACCGGCGACGCAGCGUAUCGAAUCAUGCUACCAAGGGAAAUCAUGUUGCAGGAUCCCGAAUUGAAGGAACUAAUUGACGAGCCGCAGGCGACUCGUUGGCUGGGUCCUUCGAGGCAUAUUAUCGCCUACCCGGUGCGCAAGCACGAGCUGUAUAAUGUCGUUUUGCUGCAUCCGGAUCAUAAUUCCGAGGAGUCGUGGACUACGAAAGGGUCCAAGCAGGCUAUGAUCGAUAACUACGAUGGCUGGGAUAGCAAGGUGCGCAAGCUCAUAGAUCUAGUCGACGACGAGGAGGUGCUAGAGUGGAAAUUGUGUUUGCAUCGUCCGCUGAGGACUUGGAUACUGGGUUCUGUUGCUCUGAUCGGUGAUGCAUGCCAUCCUAUGCUUCCAUACGUUGCUCAAGGCGCCGCGCAAGCCGUCGAAGACGCGGCAGCGAUUGGAAUCGUACUAUCCAAAGUUUCGUGCAAGGAGGAGAUCCCUCAUGCAUUGGCCAUCUAUGAGAGAUCUCGGAAGCAGCGCGCCGAGACGGUCCAGCAGUCUGGGUCGGAGAAUCGUGUUGCGUUGCACUUACCUGAUGGGCCGGAGCAGGUAGCGCGAGAUGCGAUGUUUAAGGCUUCGGCCAGUGGGGAGAACCCGGAUAAAUGGUCUGAUCGGAGGACGCAGGAGUUCCUUUGGGGGUGGGAUGCUGAGAAGGCGGCGUUGGAUACUUGGAAUGAUCAGGCCAAGGUGAAGACGAAUUUGUAG